CUAACACGGCUGCUACUCUGAAUCCAGUCAGGGGAUUAAUCAUGAUGUAUUGUGCUGCAUGAAGUGUUUGCAGUGCAUCCAGGAUGCCCCUUACAGCCCCACAGACUGUGGGCUGACAAGGCCAGACCCUGCGUUCCUGGUGCACCCAGCACUAUUCCACUCGAAUCAAUGGGAAUUUGUGGUGUGCAAAAAUGCGGGGUCAGCAACUGCAGAGUUCGGAGGCAGGUGACAAAGCUUGAGCUAUUCCGGAGUCUGGAAAUCCACUCACAGGGAUUUCCUGGUCUCCUUUCUGAAGCGAGCCACACUCAGAUUUCUCAAGAGUUCGUCACCCCUGGGUGGAGCCUCAUUUUGAGAAGAGCCCGGCUCCUAUUCAGGGCACGUCUACACGGCAGCUGGGAGCGGAGCUGCUCAAGCUGGUGCACUAAUAAAUAGGGGUGUAGCUGCGGCAGUUCGUGCAGCGGCUCUGCUCCCGGCCUGAGUACAGUUGUGCCCGAUCGCCGGGGUCCAACCUUGCAUGGCUGGCCCAGGCCACUGUGGCCACACUACUAUGUUUCGAGCGCUGGCUGUGUUCAGCAGGCGCGUGUCUGUCUCCCCUCCCUCCCAGCUGCAGUGUAGAGGCUCCAUCAGGGUAUGUCCACAUGGCCAGAAACAAAGGGGCGAAAAGUAGCAAUGUGGACAUUCCCGCUUGGGCUGGAGCCCAGGCUAUGAAACCCAGUGAUGGGGGAGGGUCUCAGAGCCAGGGCUCCAGCCCGAAUGGGAACGUCUACACUGCUGUUCUUAGCCCCAUAGCACAAGCCCCUUGAGCCUGAGUCAUUUGACCCAGGCUCUGAGACUCGCUGCUGUGAGGGUUGGGGUUUUUUUUCCCCCAAGUGUAGACGUAACCUCAGGAACUGACAUAAGGGCUAGAUUUUCACAAGUGCUCAGUGCAUUGGGUGCCUGUUGGGCAGCUGAUCUCUUGAGUAUCCAGCUGUACGUGUUCCAGUGGGAGUGGCAGAGGCCUCUUGAAAAUCAUGUUAGUUAGGUGCCUAAUGGGAGCUGGGCUCUUAAAAAAGCUGGCCCGUUGUGAGUCCUGAACCCUUGGGAAAAUCCUUUGCCGUAGGCAGCAGGUACUGUGCUGUCUACACAAUCACACCUUUACCCAGCAUUGUAUGCAAUAGCCUGACCCGUCAGGAAGCCCUGGUACAAGCUGUCUCAGUUCAACACAGAAGCAUGUCUAAUACAAUCUCUUGCAUGUUCUCCAUGGUGCCGCAUCCUGGUGGUUAUUUUAUUUUUCCGAAUCAUAACAAUAGAUCCAUGUUUGAUUCAAAUGCAGAUAAGAAAUAGUUUGUCCCCAAAGAGUUCUUUAAAAAAACAACAACAACAAAACCCUGUUCAAAGCAUCUAUCAGCACAGCACAUCCCCCCAGGAGGCGUUUGUCACCAGGAUGUUAGACCUUUUCCACUUGAGCAGCGUACCAGACGGGUGCUUUUAGAUUCAUCUUUCAUGAUAUUGUUUAUUACAAUCAUGCUGUUCGCCAAGUAUCUGCUUUUGUCUUUCAUGGUGGUACAAGUGCAGUUAUUUUUGCACCAACUUCAGUCGUUCCUGUUUGUGAACAUUAAUGAUACAGCGAAGAUCCAGUGCUCUUCCAAAAAACAAUUUUUAGCAGGAGGUAUAACAGCUCGGUGGUACAGGAGACGGGAAGACAGUUACACCACCAGCAGUUGGGUGCUGACUCUGGCUCCAUCUCCCCACGGCCUCCUCUCCCCCGGGACGGCUGAUCUGGCUUGCGUGGUCCAUGGAGUUUCCAACCUAGUCCAAAUUUCCUGGAGUUUUUCUGGGGAUCUGCAGGAACAGGGUCUGAUGCGUUCACUGAAAGCCAAGGAUGGCUCCUUCGUGUUCAUAAAUCACAUUAGCGUCCCCACGGACACCUGGACCAGUGGGAAGAAUUUCACCUGUGAUGUUAAAUUCAACUCUUCUGGCAAGAGCGUUAAGAAAAUUGCCCGGUAUAUUGAAGCCCCUGCCAGCGAGUGCUCCCAUUACAUUGUGCCCCUUGCGGCUGGUGCUGGUCUGCUGCUGCUGGUGGUGUCUCUGAGCCUCGUCUGGACCCUCUGCCCUUCCGCGCUAGGAUUCCAGCCCAGGGUCUCAGCACCCCCAGCUUCCGAGGAGCCCCAGGGUGGAAUCUUAUACGCUCAUCUGGAUUUCGAUUCACGGAAUCACAACGGGCGCACGAUGCAGCGACCGGCCAGAGGGAAACGUGUAAAACCCUGAACUGUCAAGUGCAGGGAAAUCCACACGUGGGAACCGAUGGCUGGUUCUCUGCUGAUUGGAUGUAACAGCUGGAAGAAGCCUCUGUUUGUCUCCGUCUCCUUUCUUUUUGUAUUUUUUCCACUUCUCUGUUUAGAAUAAAAAGCUCAGAAGAUCCCCACAGGGUCCAGCCUUAUCAGGUGGGAAAUCUCCUUUUGGGGUAUAAAGGCAUCAUGGUGUAGAUGACUUUACACAUCACUUGUGUAUUAGAUUAGAAGCUCUUUGGGGCAGGGAGUGUCUCUUUAUCCUAUGUUUUGUGCAACGUCUAGCACAGAGAGGCUCUGGUCCAUAACUGGGGCUCCUGGGUGCUAUGGUAACACAAUCAUCAUCCUCCUCAUCAUCAUCAUCCUCCCUCUCUCUGCAGAGGGACCCGGACACAGCUUCCCUGCACAAAGAGUCAGGCCAGAUGGCAGAAGCCGGCAGAGGGGACGUGCAGCCCCUGUCUACACCACAGCUCCCAACUCCCCUGAUCCUCAGCAGGCACAUGGUCCCUUUGCAUUAACGUUACAUGGACGUGCCGUGGGAUUGGGAAGGGGAAGGAUGGAUGUGGGAGGAGCUGGGAGGGAUGAGAAUCUCUCCCCAGGCCAGGGCUGGAGCUGCUACUCCAGUGCUUCCUCUGCAGGCUGCUGCUUUCCCCCAUGGGCGAGAUUCACAGAGUCCCAUGCGCCAGCCGCUCUGCGCCAGCCCCUCUGCGCCAUCUAACGAUAACAACACAUUAUCGGUGACUGGAGCUCUCCUAGGCCCUGAGCCUGCACGCGCUGCCUGUUUACAUCACAACUUGUUGUUCAAGCUGUCAUUCGAACUGUCGCUCAUUAAAAACAGACGGCAACCCCA
Messenger RNA from Chelonia mydas (Green sea turtle), 3117 nucleotides. RefSeq names its product immunoglobulin kappa light chain-like. NCBI's taxonomy places the organism in Eukaryota, Metazoa, Chordata, Testudines, Cheloniidae. The transcript has 6 exons. The coding region runs from base 1483 to 2247 and encodes 254 amino acids. The record is from RefSeq and is a predicted model, not a curated record.